CUCUGCUAGAAGAUAGGAGUUGAGCUGAGCAGAAGGGUAAAAAUGGCUACUUGGAUGAGAAUUACUCGCACAUUUUCCAGAAAUUAUGCAUCGGCCGCUGCCGGUCACGCUAGCUCAGAGCAGACGCAAGUUUUGUGGAAGAGGCUGUCCUUUUUUGUAGGUUUUCCAGCGAUAUGUCUGGCUAUGGUUAAUUGCUAUUUGAAUCAUCAGGCACAUCAUGGUGAUGAGCGUCCAGAAUUUAUCGCAUACGAUCAUAUGAGGGUAAGAACUAAGCCAUUCCCAUGGGGAGAUGGUAACCACAGUCUUUUCCACAAUCCCAAAGUGAAUGCUCUACCCGAGGGUUACGAAGACUAGGAAGUCAAUGUAUUUAGAUUGUAAUAAUUAUGCUGUAAUAAUUAUGCUGAGCAAUUAGCAUUCUUUAUAACAUAUAUUCUACAUUGUAUUGGCUUAUAAGCAAUUAAGUCAAUAAAUUGAUAGAAAUAUAACAUUUA
Solenopsis invicta (red fire ant) is the source of this 491-nucleotide messenger RNA. RefSeq names its product cytochrome c oxidase subunit 6A1, mitochondrial. Lineage: Eukaryota; Metazoa; Arthropoda; Insecta; Hymenoptera; Formicidae. Gene Ontology annotation, molecular function: enzyme regulator activity. The transcript is spliced from 3 exons. The record is from RefSeq and is a predicted model, not a curated record. Gene Ontology annotation, biological process: mitochondrial electron transport, cytochrome c to oxygen. The coding region runs from base 43 to 354 and encodes 103 amino acids. Gene Ontology annotation, cellular component: mitochondrial inner membrane.